Molecule: messenger RNA, 258 nt
Organism: Microthlaspi erraticum
Lineage: Eukaryota; Viridiplantae; Streptophyta; Magnoliopsida; Brassicales; Brassicaceae
Source: the annotation of a GenBank genome assembly
AUGUCAAACGGGCUGGACCGCGUGGAUACGGGCCGAACCGCCGCGGUUUCACUUCUCUGGCGGGUCAAGCGGGUUGAACCGCUGCUGGCUGCGGUGUCAAGAUGCUCGACCCUAACCUGCACCGCUUGGUCUUGGCGGUUAUGCGGUCCAUGGGAAUUGAAAUCGGAGAGAACUUCUUUAGAUUCGUCGAUUGGAGAGCGGAUCUUCGAGCUUCUCAUGAUUAUUGGACUGAGAUCGAGCUUUGCAUUCAAGGUCUAG